Molecule: messenger RNA, 1679 nt
Organism: Trametes versicolor FP-101664 SS1
Lineage: Eukaryota; Fungi; Basidiomycota; Agaricomycetes; Polyporales; Polyporaceae
Exons: 5
Coding region: 79-1017 (312 amino acids)
Source: RefSeq, a predicted model, not a curated record
CCGACCACCACCUUCCCUCAGCCCCCACGCUCCCUCUGCCUGGCUAACGCGCCCCUCGUUCCCCCUCGCGCCGCCACCAUGACUACCCAGCAGUCGCAGAACCUCCCGACGGGCCCGGACUACGCGGAGCAGAAGGCGGAGAAGGCGGACACCCUCCCGCAACCCGCCUCCUCCAAGGAGUCGCACAGCACCAUCGUCGACACCGCGCAGCUAUGGACAAGCCCCGGCACCGUCUUCACGACUCGCCAUCUCAUGACCGACGUCGACCCCGUCCAAUCGACGUUCCCGCUCGCCGCGUACUGCUUCAUGACCGGGUUCAUUGACUCGGUCUCGUUCACCGCGAUCUUCGUCUGGUGUGGUUUCCAGACCGGCAACUCCGUGCAGCUCGCGCUCGCACUCGCGCGUCUCUUCUCCGGGCCCGCGGGAUCCCGCGACACCUCCUUCCAUCUCGCGGACCAGCAGGCGCUCACCUCCGUGCUCACGUUCAUCGCGGGCGCAUCGCUGGGCCGUAUCGGCGACCGUAUGGGCCCGAAGACUCGCGCCUGGCUUUUCUUGGGCACCAUGAUCCAGGCGCUCUUCACCAUGGCCGCCGCGCUUACCGCGUGGAAGAGCGGGCAGGGCAGCAUCGCGGAGGUCCGUGGCGACCCGGCGUGGACGGACGCGCUCACGUUCGUCGCGAUCGCGUUCAUGAGCGCGAGUCUGGGGCUGCAGGGCAUCAUGGGCAAGCGGGUGAACACGCAGUUUGCGACGACCAUCGUGCUCACAACCGUCUGGUGUGAGCUGAUGGCGGACCCCAAGCUGCUCAACUUCCGCCAGCGCGUCAUCACCCGCGACCACAAGCUCAUCGCGAUCGUCGCGCUCUUCCUCGGGGGCUUCGUCGGGCGCGCGAUCAUCGACGCCGCGGGCGCGGCGGCGACCCUCGGGGUCGGGACGGGCAUGCGUGUCGUCAUCGCCAUCUGGUGGCUCUUCGUCCCCGGGAAGGCGGCGAAGAUCGCCGGGAAGCCCGUCUCUGCGUGAGUGUUUCUUCUGUGAGGGGGACGAGGGUGGUGGGAAGGGGCGCAUUACCGCCGCUUCGCCAGUGGAGCGCGGGGGACGGUUCUUUUUGGUAGAUACCAGGGAUAGGCCGGGCGUGAAAAGCCCCGCCUGCCUCCACAUUCGUUGCUGAGAGCGCGUGGAUAUUACUUCUUGGUACCAUAAUGGCAGAUUGCACAUAUAGAUGACUCGCAUAGAUUUCUCUCUUUACCCGGGAAUACAACCAAUGAAACGAUGAUUCCCAUGACCGUAUUUGUUAGGCCCAAAAGCAGAUGGAAACGCACAGGCUGAGGGACCUUUCUCGACAUGCAAGUGUUCCGGUCUUGCUCUGAGCAGCUUCCCUUCGCUCCGGGCUAUGACUUCGAAGCUGGAGUAGUUGUAGACCGGUGGAUAGCGUUCUGUUCGCAAGGAUCAUGGUGAGGAUCCGUACCCUCAUGUGAACGCCCAACACAUCUAAACUGGUCGGCUUUUCGGUGGCCAAUUCAUUCCAGUGGACCUUGCAGUCCGAAUGCAAAGACGGUGUUUCGGAAUGAUCUCUGGUAAGGAAAAGCGCGCCAUCGCCGUAUCCGACGUUCCAACAAGGGAUGGCGCACGCUCCAGCUAGAGGCGCACAGUUCGCUCUGGGACCUGCGGUAGACUCCUGCGAG